GAAUAAAGUGAUUGUAGAACAAUAAACAAGUCUAACGAGUUUCCGAAGCCAACAGGCCUUGUGAGCAUAUGUGAAAAGUCCAUUAGCCAUGAUCGGAACAUUACAAGCGAGAUAUCAGAAUCAAACUCAAGAGUGUGGAAUAAUGCGUGGACUCACACUAACAUGAAUUAUGAUUUUGGACGCAAAGACGUUUAGAAAGGAUGCUUCGUAACAUCAUGAUUUGUGAUAUAUGUUAAAAGACUUAACAUAAUUAAUUUGGCUAUCAAAAAAUAAUUUGUGAUAUCGCGCGAGUGAUAUCAAUAUACCAAAAAAUGUAACGUAAUUAUUGUAAACAAAUUUAAUUGGCUUCCAAGAACGAACAUUAUAUAUACAAAACUAAAAUGUCUAAGAACGAACAUUAUAUAUAGUUAGAUGUAUAAUUUCUUCGGAUCAACGCUCAUUUCUUGGAUUGUCAGUAAAUUAUCAGCCAGUUGCCAAGUCAAUGAGUUGGAUCCUGACCAGUACUGAUCCUGACUACAUUAUAAAAAUAAAUACUGAUCGAAACUACCUGCCACAGAUCUAAUAAAAUCAAUAUCAUAUUUGUUAUUUUUAGAAAAACAAGAAAAAUAAUAUCAUAUGAUAAUGCGAUAUCUAGUUGGGAUAUGAAUAUGGUACCAUGUCUUCAUCCGGCACCGUACUGUCUAUGCCACGUUUCAUCUUAAACAAGGCAUUGAUGCCAUCGAUGGCGUUGGAAACCAGUUUUGUUUAUUUUCUACAUGGAAUGAGUAUACGUUUAUAUAUUAUUUUGUAACAUAAAUAUGUUUUAUUUGUCAAAUAUUCCCUAAAAGAUACAAGUCAUAUGGUCGAUUGAGACGCAGAGUUUAACAUUAUGAGAACACAAAAUAUGCAUAACAAUUUAUCUGAACACAUAACGUCAAAAUAUCCUAUUGAAUAAAGCAUUUGGUUUGGUUAUACCAGUGUUCGUUUCGUUUAUCUCAAAAAGUUAGUUCAUUGUUAAUAUUGAUAAUGAUAGGAUGGACGGCUGAUGAUUGUCACAAGUCACAAUCGAUGAAUCAUCCUCUAUUUUUCAACAAUGAAAUGAAUUCUGAUAACGAUUACGACAUCUUGAUUCAUGUCUUAUAAACAGUUUCUGACCCGGUCUCCUAUUGCAAAUAUUUGAUUAUUAGCUGUUGUAAUUCUUAUUUAAAAUCGUUGAGUUUUUUUUUUGGUUUGUUAAUUAGUUAGUAAUAUUGACAUGCCGAUUGUGUGAAAAGCUACUAACUUUUGGUUAAUAUGAUGGAAAACUAUGGCAAAUCUUGUUCAUAGAAUCUGUAAAAACUAAAAACGAGACAACCUUAUGUACUUCUGAAUCCAGAAGUGAUUAAAGAAAAUUUAAUACUCCCUCUGUUUUUAAAAGAUGCAUAUUCUAGAUUUUUCACAUAUAUUAAGAAAACUCAUUAAAUAUGCAUUGUUUUUUGUGAAUAACAAUUUUCCAUAACUUUGCCAAUAGAAAUUUAAUAAACACCAUUAAUUUUUUUGAAACUCACAAUUUUUCAUAAAAUUUAGGAACAGGAAGUAUAACUAAAAGUUAAUGGUCAGAACAAAUAGGAAACUAUAAUAAAUGAUAAAAGAAAUGGAAUUAAAUUUAUGAUUAGGUAGCACCAUAAAUAAACGACUAUGACUAAAAGUCAUGCAUGGAUCUAAUCGUAUCACUUAGUAUUUAAUAAUGCUAGAACUAUCAAGGACGAUAGAAUUGAUUACUUAUUUGUACCAAAAACAAAGGAAGAAUAAGAAUUACUUCUAAUAGUGUGUGUGUGUAUACAAUGGGGAUAAAAUAUUUGAAUUUUUCUAAUAAUGUUUCAAAAAUGAUCAAUGUUUUAGAAAAAAAUUAUUUCAAAAUAUACACUUUUAUUAAAAAUAAGGAUAAAUUUUAAACUUCAAAAAAAUUAAUUAUGUUUAUUAAAUUUUGAUUGGUUAAAAAUCAUGGGAAAUGGUUAAUCACAAAAAUAAUCAAUUCAUAUUCAAAAUUUAAAAUAUUUUACUAAUGUGUAAAAACUCAAAAAUAUACAUCUUUUUAAAAGGGAAAAGUAUUUUUUUAUCUUUGGUUCCAUACAUAUAGAAGUAUUUAUUAAUGUAUUUUAUAAUCCCACCAGUUAAUUAAAUACUAAUGUUUGGGAACACGACAAAAGAGCUCGAGUUAAUAAAUUGCUUUGGUUAAUAGGAGUUGGAUCCUAACAACUCUAGAAGCAUAGAUCUAAAACUAUCCUUGUGCAGAUUUAUUGUGCACAUAUAUAAACAUGGAAUGGGUCACCAUCCACAUGCAUGGGUAAGUCUAUGAAGUGUGAGUUAUAUAUGUAAGGAUAUGUACAACUCAUUGUUGCAAAAAAGAAGAAGAAUGUGUUCAAUCUAAGAACGUGCGUAGAUGGGAAGAUAGUAUGCAGCUCGUGUUACAUAUAACGUGAUUAGUUAUUAGUUAGCGAGGUAUCGUUUAGGUUGCGAGAGGCUGCUAACUUUAUAUUUUAGAACAAGAAGAUAAUUACACUUUAUAAUAGGUUACCUAUUCAGAAACCUUGCAUUGGACACAUAAAUAUUGGAUGUGUAUGUAGAUAGCUAGGUACUCCAUUUAUGGAUGUUUUGUUCUUCAUUAAAUAUGUAGCCAACUCAAUAAGUCCUAUUACUUUACAAACGACCAAAAUGUCAUUCAAUGAUCCAAACUGUUAACGUUAUCCAAGCUUUAACACAGUACAGUUUGACAUUCUUCUCUCAGUUCCCAUUCUUUUAUGUAACUGAACUUUAAAGCUAAAAACAUUUUUCGAGUUAUCAAUCACAUCUUUUCUUUAGCAGAUAUUAUAUAGUAAAAUUUGAGAAUGUAAUGUUUGUAGUUGAUUUUUAGCAGCUUUUUAAAGAGUUUGGAAAUUUUAGUUUUGAAACUUUAUAUGAUAUGAGUAAUUUGGAUGAUUACAUUCCUUCCACAAGUUUAGUUUGGUCCAAGUCUCUUUUUGUAAUAUUCUAUGAUCAGAAGGGUGAUAUUGUCUUUUCACUUAGGUGUGUAAUGAAAUUGAAAGAAGGAAUGGCUUGCAGUGUUGGCAAUGUCUUUGUCUCUCUUUCAUUCACUCUCUUCCUUUUUACACCAAAGAACUUUUGUAACCUCCAAAACGUUCCCUCUCUAUUUUCGGCGGUUAAGCUGCCUCUAUCUCACCUACCAGAAGAAGAAACCCAGAAACUAACCACAGAGUUUGAACCUUUACCUCUUCUCCUCCAUACCCUUUUGGUCACAAACACUUUGUGGAACAGAGCAAAUGCCGCUUGUCAGGGUCGAAGUGAGGAACGUUUACGGUUUAGGUAAAACAGAGCUUCACAGAGACGUCGACCGUGAAGACCCUAAAGCUGUUCUCAAUGGCGUCGCCGUUUCUGGACUGGUUGGGAUCUUGCGUCAACUUGGUGAUCUCACCGAGUUUGCAACAGAGAUCUUCCAUGGGAUACAAGAGGAAGUUAUUCUUACAUCUUCAAGAAGCAAUAAACUGAAGAUGAGACUGAAACAGAUAGAAACUACUGUUCCUUCAAUCCAGAAGGCAGUGCUUGAACAACCAAACCACAUACAAUUUGCUUACACUGGAGGUCUUGAGUGGCAUCCUCGUAUACCAAAUGUGCAAGAUUACUUUGUUUAUGACGACUUGCCACAGUUUAUCAUGGCUCCAUAUGAUGAUUGCCGUGAUCCUCCACGGUUGCAAUUGCUAGACAAGUUUGAUAUAAAUGGUCCAGGGUCUUGUCUCAAACGAUACACUGAUCCUACUCAUUUUAAAAGAUCAUCAAGAGCUUCUAAACAUCCAGUGAUUAAGAAGAAGAAAUCUUUGCCUAGGAGCCGAGAUGUAUCGCGUGUUGCCUCAAUGGCUAACCAAAGUGACAGGAAGACGUUGACUUCUUUAAGCUUCAGUGGAAGAACCUCUUCCUCUAAAACUGCAUCAACUGUGGAAACUGAGUCCAAAUCCGACUUGCAAGAUCAUCGUUCUUGCUCUUUUGAUUCGAGAAGUGGUGGAGAGAAACUGAAAGGUGUAUAUACACCUUCAAGGUUUACACCAGGUCCUCGGACCAUUGCUUCAGUUCUGUCUGAAAGUGAGAGUGAAAGUGAAGAUGCUACUGAUGAUAGUCCUUCUCAAGAUCUAACACCUCGUGGCUCUUCUUGUGUUAGUUGGCGCGAGAAAGCUGAGAUAGUGGAAGCUGAUACUCUAAAACUUGAAACAGAUGAAGCUCCUGAAGUAAUGGAGACUAAUGCUGAACUGGAAUCAGGACUAAAAGAACAUAGAGUGGUUGAAACUGUACAAGAUAUCACACCAAGGGUAGUGGAAAUGGACAGUGAAGAUGAAACUGAAAGCGAAGAAGAUGAUUUUGUUGACGCGCUUUACACCAUUGAUUCGGAAUCUGACAAUGACCAAGAGGUUCAGAAGCAAAUCUCCAAUGAGAUUACAGAAGAAGAGUUUGAUAACUAUGUGUGUGAGAAAGAAACAGAGAAUGUUUCGAACAGCUUUGGUCUAGAAGAUGAGGCAAUGUGUGCUGCUGCAUCAGAGCUACAUUUAUCCUCACCAGUUAGUAAACCUGAUGAGAUGAUUCAUCAAGAUCCAUGGGAGGAUUUAGAUAUGAGCAAUGGUACUACUCAUAGUUAUUCCAAUGGCUUCUCAAAUCCAUUGUAUGAUACUAAUGGUGUUCAAGAACAUCAAGAAUCAGAAGAUGAGAGUUCUUGUGACAACGAAGAAGGGACUCAGUUAUGGACUAAUGGAAAUCUUUUGGGACUGAAGCCAUCGAAGCCGGAGAUUGAAGAGGAAACCAUCAAAGAGACUGAUGCUGAAGCCUUGCAAGAGCAGCCCUUGAGAGAAGCUCACAAGGCUGAUUUUGACUGGUUUACUUCAUCUCCUCAACUUGAUCACAUGAAAAUAUCUUUCACUCCCUCAGAAACCUUGCCGAGUUCCGAACUGAAGCUGAAACUUCCAGAUGAAUACACGUUUUCUUCCUUUCAGUUGGUGCCAGAGACUGGUGGUGGUACUUCACUUCCUGAUUCUGAUUCAGACAAGGACACUUUCUGUAGAACCUCUUCUUACGUUUCAGAUAACAGUGACAAUCAAUCUGUGUCAAUCUCUGAGCAGCAGUCGGAUGAUGAAAGAAAGAGCCAACAAGAGCUUUAUGAUGAUUCUUUCCACAGAAUCAAUACUGAAGCUUCUUCUCUCUCAGCUCCCUCUUCACAGUUUGAAACAUCAAAUGGUUAUUUAGCUGGAAAGAUCUCUUACCUCCAGAAUCCAGCUGAGCCUUUACCGCCACCUCUCCCUCCGUUACAGUGGAUGGUUUCAAAGGUACCAUCGGGUAGAUUCGAGGAUAACAACAAGCAGUCUUUUAAAGACACUCUCACACGCGCAUUGGAGCAGAGAAGUUCUUUAUCUACAGUCAAGAAAGAAGAAUCAAACAAUGUCACUGCUUAUGAUCCUAAGCCAGAUAACAACAAGCAGUCUUUUAAGGAGACUCUCACACGCGCAUUGGAGCAGAGAAGUUAUUUAUCUACGGUCAAGAAAGAAGAACCAAACAAUAUCAUUACUUAUGAUCCUAAACCAGAUAACAACAAGCAGUCUUUUAAGGACACUCUCACACGCGCAUUGGAGCAGAGGAGUUCUUUAUCUAUGAUCAAGAAAGAAGAAUCAAACAGUGUCAUUGCCUAUGAUACUAAACCAGAGAACAAUGUGAGGGAUUAUAAGCAAAGUCAUGGCAAUGUAAAAGAGACAGAAGCUGGAGACUUCUUGCAUCAAAUCCGAACGAAACAAUUUACCUUGAGACGUGUGGUCACUACAAAGGCAUCAUCAUCAGAAGCUACGAUGAACACCAACUUCAGUGUGAUUCUAGAGAAGGCAAACUCCAUCCGACAGGCUGUUGCAAACGACGAUGGAGAUGGCGAAAGCGAUACAUGGAGCGAUAGCGACACCUGAGAACUAGUGCAGUUCACUAAUACAACACAUUCAUUCGGUUCCUUGUGUGUUUAUUGCUUAGUAGAUAGCCGAUUUUGUCCAACGUUAAUCUAUCUGUAUGAUCUUCAACUUAAACUUAGGUUCUUUAACAAUAAUCGUCAUAACUAUAGCACAGAAUAAAACUUUAUUUUCGAUGCCA
Messenger RNA from Brassica rapa (field mustard), 6123 nucleotides. RefSeq names its product protein SCAR1. Lineage: Eukaryota; Viridiplantae; Streptophyta; Magnoliopsida; Brassicales; Brassicaceae. Gene Ontology annotation, biological process: positive regulation of Arp2/3 complex-mediated actin nucleation; actin cytoskeleton organization. Gene Ontology annotation, cellular component: cytoskeleton. Gene Ontology annotation, molecular function: Arp2/3 complex binding; protein kinase A regulatory subunit binding. The record is from RefSeq and is a predicted model, not a curated record.